GCACAUUCACAAUGUCCAACCUUCCCGCCGUUCUCAGCCCCACCGAGGAGGAUAUCCAGCUCUUGUUGAGUGCCCAGUGCCACAUUGGUGCUAAGAACGUCAACACCCGUAUGACUCCUUAUGUCUACAAGCGUCGUGCUGAUGGUAUCAACCUGAUCAACAUUGGUAAGACCUGGGAGAAGCUCAUCUUUGCUGCCCGUAUCAUCGCUGCCAUCGAGAACCCCCAGGAUAUCGUUGUUGUCUCUGCCCGUCCCUACGGUCACCGUGCUGCCUUGAAGUUCGCCAAGUACAUUGGUGCUGAGGCCAUCGUCGGUCGUUUCACCCCCGGUACCUUCACUAACUACAACACACGUUCUUUCCGUGAGCCCCGUUUGAUCAUCUGCACUGAUCCCCGUUCCGACUUCCAGGCCAUCAAGGAAGCUUCCUACGUCAACAUCCCCGUCAUCUCCCUUGCUGACACCGACGCUUUCCUCCAGUACGUCGAUGUUGUUAUCCCCACCAACAACAAGGGUAAGCACGCUCUCGGUUUGAUCUACUACCUCCUUGCUCGCGCUGUCCUCCGUCUCCGUGGUACUCUUGACUACGGUGUCGCUUGGGAGGUUAUGGUUGAUAUGUUCUUCUUCCGUGAUCCCGAAGAGGCCGAGAAGGAGCAGGCUGCUGCUGCCCUUGCCGCUGAGUUGGAGAACACUGACUUCUCUGCCACCGCUGAGGCUGCCACUGGUGAGUGGGCCGUUGAGGGUGAGGCUGCCGAAGGUGUUGCUGGUAUUGCUGCCGCUGCCGACUGGAGCGCUUCCCGCACCACUGACUGGGCUGAUGAGGCUGUUGCCCCUGCCACCUCUUCCUGGGAGGCAUAAGUAAUGUAGUUGUAACCUUUUUGUUGCUUCUAUCUUCUAUUUAUUAAAAAUCAAAAAAAGGAAAAAAAGGAUACAUGUAAAGCAAUGUUAUCUUUCUUCUUUUCUUCCCUAGAGAUACC
This is a messenger RNA of Phycomyces blakesleeanus NRRL 1555(-), 973 nucleotides long. RefSeq lists its product as hypothetical. Gene Ontology annotation, biological process: ribosomal small subunit assembly; cytoplasmic translation. The coding region runs from base 12 to 854 and encodes 280 amino acids. NCBI's taxonomy places the organism in Eukaryota, Fungi, Mucoromycota, Mucoromycetes, Mucorales, Phycomycetaceae. The transcript has 4 exons. Gene Ontology annotation, cellular component: cytosolic small ribosomal subunit; ribosome; 90S preribosome. The record is from RefSeq and is a predicted model, not a curated record. Gene Ontology annotation, molecular function: structural constituent of ribosome.